GCCGCUGCCCAGCCGCUAUCGCAGAGUGGAGCGGGGCUGCGAGCGAAGCUCUGAGGAAGCUCGGUCUUACCGCAGCCUCGCACCUGCAGCCCCGCGACCCCGCCGCCCACCUCAGAGAACCAUGGCGUCUGGCAAUACUCCUGCCAGUGAGGAGGAGCGCAGCCUCCGGGAAUGUGAACUCUACGUCCAGAAACACAACAUUCAGGCACUGCUCAAGGAUUCUAUUGUGCAGUUGUGCACCGCUCGACCAGAGAGACCCAUGGCCUUCCUUAGGGAGUACUUUGAGAGGUUGGAGAAGGAGGAGGCAAAACAGAUUCAGAAUCUGCAGAAGGCAGGCACCCGUACAGACUCAAGGGAUGAUGAAAUCUCUCCUCCUCCCCCCAACCCAGUAGUUAAGGGUCGACGGCGACGGGGUGCUAUCAGCGCUGAAGUCUACACAGAGGAAGAUGCUGCAUCCUAUGUUAGAAAGGUUAUACCAAAAGAUUAUAAGACAAUGGCUGCUUUAGCCAAAGCUAUUGAAAAGAAUGUGCUGUUUUCACAUCUUGAUGAUAAUGAGAGAAGUGAUAUUUUUGAUGCUAUGUUUCCAGUUUCCUUUAUUGCUGGAGAGACAGUAAUUCAGCAAGGUGAUGAAGGGGAUAACUUCUACGUGAUUGAUCAAGGAGAGAUGGAUGUCUAUGUCAACAAUGAGUGGGCAACUAGUGUUGGGGAAGGAGGGAGCUUUGGAGAACUUGCUUUGAUUUAUGGAACACCUAGAGCAGCCACUGUCAAAGCAAAGACAAAUGUCAAACUGUGGGGUAUUGACCGAGACAGCUAUAGAAGAAUCCUUAUGGGAAGCACGCUGAGAAAGCGAAAGAUGUAUGAAGAGUUCCUUAGUAAAGUGUCUAUUUUAGAGUCUCUGGACAAGUGGGAACGUCUCACAGUAGCUGAUGCACUGGAACCAGUCCAGUUUGAAGAUGGGCAGAAGAUUGUGGUUCAGGGAGAACCAGGGGAUGAGUUCUUCAUUAUUUUAGAGGGGACUGCUGCUGUGCUACAGCGCCGGUCAGAAAAUGAAGAGUUUGUUGAAGUGGGAAGAUUGGGGCCCUCUGAUUAUUUUGGUGAAAUCGCACUGCUGAUGAACCGUCCACGUGCUGCCACGGUGGUUGCGCGCGGUCCCUUGAAGUGUGUUAAGCUGGAUCGACCUCGAUUUGAGCGUGUCCUUGGCCCGUGCUCAGAUAUUCUCAAACGAAACAUCCAGCAGUACAACAGUUUCGUGUCACUCUCUGUCUAAGUCUGCCUCCUGUGUCUGUGGCUCUCUUUCCUCCUUUCCCAGUCCAUGCUACACUCAUGCAGACUGCUUUGUUUUCCCUGUUUGCAGCACCAAGUGGCCACUGGCAUCAAAGCUUCUUGUCUCUUUAUAUUAAAAGUUGCUUUUAUUGCACCAUUUUUAAUUUGGAGCAUUAACUGAAUGCUUGUUACAAAUAAAUAGAAAGAGUUCUGUGGA
This is a messenger RNA of Castor canadensis (American beaver), 1480 nucleotides long. It is a transcript of the gene Prkar1a, whose product is annotated as protein kinase cAMP-dependent type I regulatory subunit alpha. Gene Ontology annotation, biological process: negative regulation of cAMP-dependent protein kinase activity. Gene Ontology annotation, molecular function: cAMP-dependent protein kinase inhibitor activity; cAMP binding; protein kinase A catalytic subunit binding. Gene Ontology annotation, cellular component: cAMP-dependent protein kinase complex; cytosol. The record is from RefSeq and is a predicted model, not a curated record. NCBI's taxonomy places the organism in Eukaryota, Metazoa, Chordata, Mammalia, Rodentia, Castoridae.